Molecule: messenger RNA, 1250 nt
Organism: Chara braunii
Lineage: Eukaryota; Viridiplantae; Streptophyta; Charophyceae; Charales; Characeae
Source: the annotation of a GenBank genome assembly
CGGUGGCAACUGGUGCUAACGCGGAGCCGAUUCUCGCAUUAUCGGUGGCUGGAAUACAUGUGGCUACAAGUACGGCGAUGGGUACCAGCGCAGGUGUACCCUUCGGCCCCUCGGGCUGGAUGGUGGACAUGUAAUCAACAAAUAUUGGAUAAGUGCAAUGCGUUCGUGAGCAAGGCUGAGCAAAAGGAGCAAGAGAAGAGGGAUACCAAAGAACGUAAGAGGAUUAAAUGGGAGAAAGAGGAGGAAGUCGCAAGAGUAAAAAAAGAAAGGGAAGACUUUGAAAGUCAAAUGGGGCAGAGACUCGAGAAUAGGCUUGCACCAAGGUACGAGGCUAUAAUGGGGAAGAGAGUAGCAAGCACCAACACGACAAACAAUGAAGUUUGCCGCCUCCAACGGAAGAACGAAGAACUAUGGACUAAGUAUGGUAUCCAAGAACAGAUGUCGACUACAUAUAUGGUUGAUCGGUUCCAAAAGGAAAACGACAAGCUCCGGAAGCAGGAGGUGAAGCUGAAGCUAAAGAUGGAAGGGGACCUUGCGGUAAUCAGGUGGGAAAUUUUGGGUCUGAAGGAGCACUGGGAAUCUGAGGGGAAGAGUGAACUCAUGAAGCAGAUCGAGGACCCGCGGGCGGAAAUGGAGGCGCUACGUAGACAAAAUGAAGAAAUGGAGGAGGUGGCUCAACUAUGGCGUAGUAAGGCACUGAGGCCCGAAAAUAAGCAAGGUAGUAUCAAUAUCAUGACUCCUAUGAACGAACGCCAUGCAACGAUACGCUUUGGACUGACGAUUAUACCAGAAGAAACAAGGAAGUUGAGGGCGGUGGUCGAGGAAUUGCAAGAGCGACUACAGUGCGGCUUGAAGGAGCGCAUGGCAUUGGCGAAGGCCAAGCGCUUGGAAGCGGAAGUCGAGGUGACGGGUUUGAGAGAAACAAUGGAGUGCCUAUCAAUGGACCAAGCAGGUUGCUGCUCGCCUCACGAAAGGGGUACUAACUUGAAAGAAAAAGUAGAGGAGGCGGUCAACACCGGUUUCCGGAUCGGGAGGAAAGGAAAAGUCAAGAUGACUCCGGGACAAAUGCCAAGGCAGGUGGCAGUGCCUGGAAGGUCAACGAUAGGUUUACCUUCAUCCAGCAGGAAAGGACGUGACUUCGGGCGCUCAAGAAAUGGGGUCUUGAGCCAUUGUGCAAGGAAGCAGGCAUUAAGUUCAAAACAAUUGAUGUUACUGUAGACGAACUUGCGAAAUGAAACGCGGACAAGGUU